AUGCUGCUCGUCAGACCCGUCAUGAUGCAGCUGCUCCUGCUCUUGCCGCUCCUUGAAAUCCUGCAUGCCUCGAUGGAUCUCCUGCCGCCACUCGUGUCCUUACUCUCUUGCUUCUCGUCGCACCUGUGUGAGGUUGCAGGCAGCAGCAAGAUGGUUACCUUGAGGCUGAUCCCAACCAGCUGCAGAAAAUAUCAACUGCGCACCAGCAGGCCCACGGAGACCAUCACCAAGUUCUUCUCUGUAUCCUCGUCAUUUUCAUUAGGCUCUGUUAUGAGAAACUCGGAGUGCGUCGAGAGUCUCCGCGAGCAUGGCCACUCAUACUGGUGGCGGGCCUCCGGACUAGGCGAACGAGCGGCGGCCAUACAGUGCAUCGUAGGUGGCGGUGAUUGCCCGAAAGCGGCUAUGCCGCUUCCCGGGCGAAUCUUCCCUGGCGAGUCAGGUUGA
Molecule: messenger RNA, 444 nt
Organism: Laetiporus sulphureus 93-53
Lineage: Eukaryota; Fungi; Basidiomycota; Agaricomycetes; Polyporales; Laetiporaceae
Exons: 2
Coding region: 1-444 (147 amino acids)
Source: RefSeq, a predicted model, not a curated record